ACAACAACAACAACAACAACAACACCAUCACCACCAACAACAGAGCCAGCAACAUCAACAGCAGCACUCCCAACAUCAUCAAGCACAUCAUCAUCAUGAACAGCAACCCCAGCAUCCAUCACAUUCUCUGCCAACAACAGAAGAACAGCAGCAUUUACAUCAACAACAGCUGCAGUUACAAGAACAAUUAGAACAGCUUCAGCAGCACCACCAUCAUCUACAACAACAACAUCAUCACCAACAACAGCAACACCAACACCCACUCUCAGGGGCACCGCUAGGUCAUAAUGUAACUGGACUCCCUCAUCCUUCAGUCUCAAAUGGGUUUUCUGGCGACAUGCCACUAGGUGUGGCUCAGUCACUGGUUCAUAGUUUAGCAGGGAUAAGUGCAAUCACAGGAUUGGGUGGGUUAUCAUCUUUAGGACCAACUGGGCUAGAGGGCUUGAGUAGUGCUGUACCUGGUGGAAUGUUGCCUAGUCUUGUUGAUGCUGUGUCUGCAAGUAAUGCUGCUAUGUCUGUGGCUACUACCUCCAGUGCAGUACCGCCACACAAUCCAUUGAUGGCUGGUGGUCAUGAUUCUCAGCAAGAUAUACCCUCACACCUACCAGAAACAAGUUUAGCUGAUCUAAAAGCAGCAGGUCUUGACACUAGUUUAGGAUACUACCCAACAGUUUCACAAACCCAAGGUGACCCAUCUCUUAUGCGCAAACAAGCUGAAGAAGAGCUUCAUGCAGAUGCUCAAGCAUUACAGAGACAACAUGCAGCAGAGGCAUCAGCACUUGCCAGCUAUUUAGCUGCCCAAGAGAAAAAACCUCCGUCAUCAGCGCCUGAAACUCCAAAGUCAUCAGGUGGAGGAUCAUUUAAUAAACCCAAACCAACGCCCAAGAACCUAAGCUCAUGGUCUUCACUAGCCCAGAGUGCUGUCCCAUCUCCCACUGCUUCAACCUCACUCAAGACUUCUGCUAGUGAUUCCUUUGCACAGUUUAAGAGAGUUGCAAAGGAGAAGGAAGCAAGGCAACGUCAAAUUAUUGAACAGCAAGAACAAAGACGGCAACAAAAGGAGCAGGUAGAAAAAGAAAGAGCGAGGCAAGAAGCUGAACGAGAACGGGCUCGUGCAGAAGAAGAAGCACUAGAGAGAGCCAUGGAGCAAGCAAAGGAGGCAAGAGCUACUCAGGAGCUGCAGAGACGAGAGCCAGUUGUUGUAAAAGAAAGACCAACUCCUGGUCCCAAAGUGGCGACUCCUAUGACUGCCUCUACAUCACCUCAUCCGCAGUUGGCAACACCUGCUGGUCCACCAAGUUCUCAUCCACCUGCCACUCCAACACCUUCUCAUGAUAAUGCAAAGCUUAGUGACCGUGACCGACAGAAGCUGAGGGAACAAGAGCGAAGACGGAGGGAAGCGAUGGCAGGUCAGAUCGACAUGAAUCGUCAGAGUGACCUGAUGGCUGCAUUUGAAGAGCAAUGUGGAAAAUAAUUCAUAAAACUUACCAAAAAUAUGUUCUAUUCAUGUCAGCUCUGUUCCUUGUACACAACUCAACUCAGAUAUCACCUAAGUCCCAUUAAUUGACAUGUUUUGUACAUAUAGCCAUAGCUGUGUUUAUAUUUAUUAUGGUUCUGUGAGAGUUCUUGUUGUUGCUGUACAUUUAUGUAUGAAACUUAUGGAUGUAAAUGUUACAUUUUGGCUGUGAAAUCGUCCCUUGCCAAUGCAUGUUGUCGGCAAGAUGUACAACCAUUGGCUCCACUGCUUGAUGGCGCUCUAUUCAUUUGGCCGGCCCUGGAUAAAUGAAUACUGUACAAGUCGUAAUACUGCUGAAACCAAGCGAGUUUAUGUCAUAUGUGGCCCUUAAAGGUGCCAUAUCAUAUGACUAAGAAAGUCAGUUGUAUUGAUCACUGUCUAGAUCAGUGCACGUCCUUCAGCUGUACUGAACAUUGUCAAGAUCAGCACAAGUCCUAACUUAUCAGUUGCAGUGUACCACAACAUUGCAGAAUAUUAUGUUUUGUCCACCUGAAAAUAUCUUUAUUAACUUUGAUGACUCAAUUAAUUCCACUGUUUUUUGCUUACAAUUUGAUUGUUUCAGUCAAUUUGCGAUGAAAUGCGUAGGACAGACCUUUUGUGGUAUGUUGGUAAAUACCCCUUUUGUUAAAUGAUUUAUGAAAUUGGAACAAAUAUGGUGUAAUAAUUUGAAAAAUUACAGUGCAUUUGGGCAGUGGAAUAACUGAAUCAUCUUUUUUUUACAGUAUAUUGCUGUAUUGGUGCUUCACUGAGGAUAUAGGACAAUACAAAUACUCUGCAUGUGAAUAUUGUUUCAAUAUUAGAAUUGUUCUACAGAUUCUCAGUUGUCAGCUGAUACUGUUACUCAGCUGCUGACAGGUGUUAUGGCUUGUUAGCCAUAACAUUUAAACUUUCCAUAUUGACCAACGAUUUUCAACUAAGGAAAUGUUAAUCAAUACUAGAUUUAGGAACUUUUUUAAUAAAAUGUGUUAACGUAUUAGGCCUAUAGGCCUGUAGACCAUCAGUUUGGGUUUCUUUGUUUAUAUAACCUUUGGUAUGGUUUCCUUCAUUCUUUAUAUGAUUUACAUCGUCUGUGGAACUCAUUUUGUCAAGUUGCUUAAAGAAAGCUUUUUAAAAAUUUAAUAUUUGGGAAUAAGCUUAGAAGGAAUAAUAAUAGUAUCUAGUAAGCAGUGACCAUUGAUGAUGUCUCAGUAGGAACACUAAUUUUUAUAUUGCCUCAAAUACUCACACUUAUGUGGUUAAAACAUAUGUUCAUUUUUUCUACAUUUAUUCAAUACUGUGAAAGAAAAUAGAAAAUAGCCAUAUCCCAACAUGCAGGAGGUUGUGCUAAGUCGGUGCUCCAGGGCUGCUGACACUUGUACAUAGCUGUAUAGUUUGUGAUUAUACUAUUUAAUUAAUAAGCAGAGGUGACAACCAUGACUUGACUGGCUUGAGAUAGUCAACUGCCAUGUGCAUCAGAAGACAAACUGGCUUACAGCAUUCCAUAUUUAACUAAAUCAUAGAUGUUUCACAAAUUUAUUACCAUUGAUCAAAAAGUUGAACUAAUUAUUAUUGGGUGAGAGGUUUAGGCUCAGGAAAUUAAUUUUAUGUUUCUGUUAUAAUCAGAUCAAAUUUCUAUGAGGUUAAACUCAUAGUUUGUAGGAACCCUCCAUUUACCCCCAUGCAAUUCCUGAUCAUCAGGAAGUGAGGUAAGUGGAGUAUGAUUAUCAAAAAGAAUAUAUAAUACAGUACUACACUUCCCUGCCUUGACCAUUUGUGUCACUGAUGGUAAAAUCUUCAGUUGGUGGUUAGUUUGUGACUCUUCAGUUCUAGCCCUUAUAAAUAAAUCUAAUACGACUAGAAAAAAUCUUUAUUAACAGGAGAUACACGGAAUCAGCUAGGUGUGGGAUAGGUGUUCAAUUUAGAACCAGAAGCCUAGUUCAAAUGUGUUCAUUAGUAUUUGUGUCUACAGUGCAGUCCCAACAAAGAGUUUUUUCUUAUUGAAAAGCUGCAAUGCCAUUUCAUUUUGUUUUAGUCAAAUGAUAUAUGAUCUGAGUGGGCUUCAAAACUUUCUAGUGAUUUAUAAUGUUUAUAAUGGUUUAUUAGUGAAUCACGUGAGUUGUUCAGAUUUCCAAGACUGAGAGUGACCAAUGACCAGACAUUUGAUUCAUAUAAUCUUGCUGGCAGGAUUGUAAUUAAUGAAAUAUAAAUAAUAUACAAAAACCACUGUGGUAUUAAAAUAUUAAUAAGAAUA
This is a messenger RNA of Homarus americanus (American lobster), 3746 nucleotides long. Its product is annotated as bromodomain-containing protein 4-like. The record is from RefSeq and is a predicted model, not a curated record. Lineage: Eukaryota; Metazoa; Arthropoda; Malacostraca; Decapoda; Nephropidae.